Messenger RNA from Sorex araneus (European shrew), 1331 nucleotides. It is a transcript of the gene CFAP36, whose product is annotated as cilia and flagella associated protein 36. The transcript is spliced from 10 exons. Lineage: Eukaryota; Metazoa; Chordata; Mammalia; Eulipotyphla; Soricidae. Gene Ontology annotation, cellular component: axoneme; ciliary base. Bases 224 to 1255 code for a protein of 343 amino acids. The record is from RefSeq and is a predicted model, not a curated record.
GCGCAAGCUCCGGGGAGGCUUCACUUCCGGACCGCAGCCGGGGCGGCUGGCCCUGUUGUCAUAGCGACCGUUUUACAUUAACUGGUUUGUACUUUCCACCAGGUGGCCUGGCAACUGCGGGGGGCCAGUCUCCCGCCAUUCCCCGUCGGCUCAGUGAGGCCCCAAGGCCUUAGCAGGCCCCCGGAUUCUGGCCUAGGGCUCCGCCGCGCCCCGCGUGGGCAGGAUGGCUGCGGAAGAAGAGGAUGAGGUGGAAUGGGUGGUGGAGAGCAUCGCGGGGUUCCUGCGGGGCCCGGACUGGUCCAUUCCCAUCUUGGACUUUGUGGAACAGAAAUGUGAAGUUUUUGAUGAUGAAGAAGAAAGCAAAUUGACCUAUACAGAGAUUCAUCAGGAAUACAAAGAACUAGUUGAAAAGCUAUUAGAAGGUUACCUCAAAGAAAUUGGAAUUAAUGAAGAUCAAUUUCAAGAAGCAUGCACUUCUCCUCUUGCUAAGACACGCACAUCACAGGCAAUUUUACAACCUGUUUUGGCUGCUGAAGAUUUUACCAUCUUUAAGGCAAUGAUGGUUCAAAAAAACAUUGAAAUGCAGUUGCAAGCCAUUCGAAUAAUUCAAGAGAGAAACGGUGUGUUACCUGACUGCUUAACAGAUGGUUCUGAUGUAGUCAGUGACCUUGAACAGGAAGAAAUGAAAAUCCUGAGGGAAGUUCUUAGAAAAUCAAAAGAGGAGUAUGACCAGGAAGAAGAAAGGAAGAGAAAACAGCAGUUGUCAGAGGCUCCAACCGAAGAGCCCCCAGUGCAUGCUAGUGAAGCUACAAUAAUGAAUAGCUCUCAAAGAGAUGGUGAACAUUGUGCACACCCACCCUCAGAAAGUCAGAUUCAACUGGGGAAUCAAUCAGUACAAACUUUGACAAGAAAGAUGGAAUUACUGCCUGAGACUUCCUCUUUCCUACAAAAAGGCCUGAAAACUCCUGGCUCAGAACAUGCAAGCAUUGAAGGAUCAAUAGCAAAUUUAUCUGCACUUGGAACUGAAGAGCUCAGACAGCGAGAACACUAUCUCAAGCAGAAAAGAGAUAAGUUGAUGUCCAUGAGAAAGGAAUUGAGAACUAAGCAGAUACCAAAUUCAGAGCAGAAAGAACAACCUUCUGGGGAUGUAGAGGAAAUGACAGAGAAACCAGAAAUGACCGCAGAGGAGAAGCAAACAUUAUUAAAGAGGAGAUUGCUUGCAGAGAAACUUAAAGAAGAAGUUAUUAAUAAGUAAUACUUUAAAAUCAAUUAGCAAAAUGAGUUGAAAUUUUCAUAAAAAUAAAUUAUUUAAUCAAUCCGUUAGUUUCAAA